AUGGCCCCUCCUCCUCAUCUCUCCCCUCCGACCAUCCAAAUCGGUCUCGCAUCCGCUCUGAUCCACCUCAUCCUCGGCACCACGACAGCCUUCACCCCGGCAAAGUCGCACCUACGACAGCCAGCAUUUGCUGCGAUCCUGGCCCUCGCCCUCUCCAUCCAAGUCACUGCGCAGAAUGAUAGUCUUGCCACCAGAAGCAGCAUCCCCACCCCGCUCCGCGGGAUGCUUGCAGCGGACGCCUGGAUCCAGGUAUUCAACAGCUUCGAUAUGCUAUUCCGCUCGCGCAUUAGCUACGAGGAGCAUAUACGAUGGAAGGAGAGGAAGAUACGGGAACGAGCCAUUCAACUGCGUUCGACAGAGGUUGAUGAUAGUGGUGGUGGCGGUGAUAAUGCGCUCUGGUUCGCGCUGACGAUGCCGAAUAACUUCCGGCGCAUUAACACGAAAUGGCAGAUCCGACCAUUGUACAGCUUUAGUGGGAAUGCCGCUGAGAAGGGCUCAGACGAGGUUCCCUCGCGAGCGGCGUUCAUCGCGGGGAGAAUGAGGAGCGUCUUGGUCACUUUUGGUCUGGCGACCUGCCUUUCCCGUCUGUGUUCAUAUCUAGGCUGCAUCCCCGGGCAGAGCGCGCUGCGAGCGACGCUGGAAAACCACGGCCGUCUCCUUUCCUUCUUUUCUUCUUCUUCUUCAUAUGCAACCUGGAAUUCGCUCGUCGCUCAGGUCCAUCCCACGGUAUUUGCCAUCGUCGACCUCUUCCUCGUCCACAGGACCGUCUACGCCCUCUCGUCCAUUGCAGCGGUCUCUCUGCAUCUCUCCUCGCCGUCGGACUGGCCGCCCGUCCAGGCAUCCCCGCGUGAGGCAUACUCGCUCCGCAGGUUCUGGGGACAUUUCUGGCACCAGUCCUUCCGCGCCUUCCUCUGCGGCACCGCCGACGCCCUCAUCGCAGCAUUCAUCACCUCGGUCACACCGUCCAGCGAAAGGCAACAACCUAGAAAGCGGAAGCAAAAGGGAAACACACUUCUCGCUCUAUAUGCCCGCUAUCUCAUCGUCUUCCUCGUUUCGGGCCUCAUCCACCUCUUCCUCGAUCUCGCAGUCGGAAUCUCCUUCCGUGCCUCUGGCGCUCUUCCCUUCCUCCUCGUGCAGGUAGUUGGCUUUGGGGUUGAAGACGCAGUCGCGUAUUCGGCGAGGCGAUUUCAGAUGAGCACCAAUCGGCAAAUCCCAGUGUGGGCAACGCGAGCUGCGGGGUAUACCUGGGUCGCGGCGUUUUGCGUCUGGAGCUGGAGGCCGUGGGUGUUUCCGUUGUUACUGAAGGCGCUGGAGGGUGGGGAUCCGCUUACGUCGACUUGGUUUGGAUACUGGGUGUAA
Aspergillus calidoustus is the source of this 1359-nucleotide messenger RNA. The record is from the annotation of a GenBank genome assembly. Lineage: Eukaryota; Fungi; Ascomycota; Eurotiomycetes; Eurotiales; Aspergillaceae.